GUUUGUUGUGUAACUCGAAAGCUCGGUCUCGGUCUAAUAAGCUUGUUUGGAGCCUGUUUGUGUAUUAAGACAAUGAAGCGUAAAAGAGGACACAAGAAAGGCAAGAAGUCUAAAAAGCCCAAGCCUUUCACUGAGUCAACAGAGAACCAAACCUCCGAGAAUAGUGAACAUGAGUCCAAAAUGGAGGUUGAUGCACCUUCUUCUACCGGGAGCGGCGAUUCACCUGUUGCUAGUGUAGAUCCCGUUGCAUCAGACACGGCGGCUAAGUCGGUGGGACGUGUUAAGGUCAAACUAAAGGCCUCGAAAGCACCGGAACCAGAUGUUUCACCGCGUACUACUGAUAUCGAUAAGAGCAGUCCUCAAGCUGAGCCAGAGAAACCCGUCGUGGCUGUGGAGAAGAAAGAGGACCCGGUUCCUCGUUUGCCUGACAGAAAACCGGUGUUUUUGAAUGUUUACAGGAAAACAAAAGGUAUAAAGAUUAAGCCUUCGAAGGUGGUUGAUGGGUCUAGUUCAGUUACUGAGAAGAGUGCUGAUACCGUCAAGGCCCAGGACGCAAAUAUAGUUCAACAAAAGGAUGCAGAUGUACUUCCAAAGGAUACACAAAUGCCUGAUGAGAGCUCUGAAAUCAAGAAGGUAGAACCAGAAAUUGCGGCAGUUUCUUCUCAGAACGAGGAGAAGAAGACCGAUCAAGUAUCACGAUACAAUAAGCAAGAACUGGAAGAUUCUCUUACAGUGAUCAAGAAGAUUAUGAAGAUGGAAGCUGCUGAUCCGUUUAAUGUUCCCGUUAACCCAGAAGCUCUUGGAAUUCCUGACUAUUUCGAUAUCAUCAAGACACCUAUGGAUUUUGGAACAAUAUGCAGUAAUUUCGAAAAAGGCAACAUAUAUAUGAAUUCUGAGGAUGUUUACAAGGAUGUCCAAUACAUUUGGAAUAACUGUUCCAAGUACAAUAAGAAAGGUGAUUAUAUCGUGGACCUUAUGAAGCGAGUGAAGAAAAAUUUCAUGAAGUACUGGACUGCUGCGGGAUUGUAUACUGAGCAAUCUGCUGCAGAGAAUGCUCAACCAGAGGAUGGUGGGAAGGCUUCCACCAAAGGUAGUCAAACAAAACAGAAGAGCCACAAACGUCAUGGAAGGCACCAUAAGAGUGAUUGUAUGUGCGCGAUAUGUAUCUUGAAGCGACGUAAAAGAGAACGUCAAGGUUCUCAAGGACAUUCUGAAGCACAAGAGGAGUCUUCACCUGUGGGAAGUCCAUCUGUGGAUAAUUCGUCAAUAAACAUGGGUGAGGAGCAGGACAUUGAUGUUGAUGUUGAAAACAAAACUGGACAAGGAAAAUCAGAAAUUGUGGAACUAGACAGUCCGGUGGCAAAAAGACAAAGAGUUAGUGAAAAUAAACAAGAGGUGGAGGAAGAAGAAGAAGGUAAAGAGGAAGAGGAAAACCUUGAAGUGGAGAGUGAAAAUAAAACCGAAGUUAAUGUCGAGGGCAAGGCCCAAUCGGUUGAUAGAUCAAUGGAAGAGACUGGCGAUGAGCCUGUGACUAGUGCUGCAGAGAAAUUGGUUGUUUUAGCUGCUUCCGUUGAAGGUCCAGAAUCGGCUCAGAAUGAGGAGGAAGAGAAGGAAAAACGACUCCGAGAGCAAAAGGAGCUGCAGGAGUUGGAGCGUCAACAAUGGAGAGCUAAGAUGCAUGAGAAGUUCCAAGUCAGAAAUCCGAAGCUUCUAAGUUUCUGUGAAACUAUCUUUCCUAACAACAACCAGAGUUCUGUCUGGAACGGACCUCACUCGCUUUUUAAACGUGGAGGAGGUUCAAGUCGUAGUAGUUCCUUACACAAAGCAGUUGAGGCAUUGAUGUAGUAAGGACUCAAAAUGUAACAUAAGUACUUAGCCAAUCAUCAUAUGAUUGUUGUCACUGAAAGCAUAAAAUCAACUUGUUCAUGAUUUUUUAAGACAAUUGAAUUCUUUAAUCACAUAAUGACUACCGUGAAAUGAUCAGACAACAAGAAU
Eutrema salsugineum is the source of this 1995-nucleotide messenger RNA. Its product is annotated as bromodomain-containing protein 3. The record is from RefSeq and is a predicted model, not a curated record. Bases 73 to 1845 code for a protein of 590 amino acids. The transcript is spliced from 8 exons. Gene Ontology annotation, molecular function: protein binding. Lineage: Eukaryota; Viridiplantae; Streptophyta; Magnoliopsida; Brassicales; Brassicaceae.